Messenger RNA from Cyprinodon variegatus (sheepshead minnow), 3557 nucleotides. It is a transcript of the gene epha2b, whose product is annotated as ephrin type-A receptor 2-like. The record is from RefSeq and is a predicted model, not a curated record. Gene Ontology annotation, cellular component: plasma membrane; neuron projection. Gene Ontology annotation, biological process: protein phosphorylation; cell surface receptor protein tyrosine kinase signaling pathway; axon guidance. The coding region runs from base 76 to 3060 and encodes 994 amino acids. Gene Ontology annotation, molecular function: transmembrane-ephrin receptor activity; ATP binding; protein binding. The transcript is spliced from 17 exons. Lineage: Eukaryota; Metazoa; Chordata; Actinopteri; Cyprinodontiformes; Cyprinodontidae.
AGAGCGCAGCGCCUCUGAGGAGCAGUCAGCCAAGCGACAGGAGCAGAGCGCAGAGCGGAGAGCAAAGUUUCCCAAAUGGAUUUCUUUGGUGCAAGCAGACAUUUGUUAUUCUCAUACGUUCUCAUCAACGGGAUAUUAAUAACCUUACAGGCAAAUGAAGAGGUGCUUUUGGAUAUGAAGGCAAGAGGAGGAGAGCUGGGCUGGCUGACCUGGCCCCCAAAGCAGGGAGAGACAUCUGGGUGGGAGGUCACCCAGAAAACCCUGAAUGGCACACAGUUUUAUGCCUACUCCAUAUGCAAUGUCGGCGAGCGCGAGCAGGACAACUGGCUGCGCACCACCUUCAUCCAGAGGCACCCUUCGGUCUCUCGGGUUUUUGUAGAACUCCAAUUCAUCGUGCGCGACUGCAACUCAUUUGAUGGUGCCUCAUUAAUCUGCAAGGAGACCUUUAACCUCUACUCAUCAGAGGCGGAUGCAGACGUGGGCACGACCUUCCACAAGGUGCAGUUCAAGAAGGUGACCACGAUAGCUCCAGAUGAAAGAACUAACAAAAACGAAAUGCACAUCAACACGGAAACGAAAGUUGUGGAAAAUUUAUCUCAGAAGGGUUUCUACUUGGCCUUCCAAGACAUCGGAGCCUGCGUCGCUCUCCUCUCUGUCAGGGUGUACUACAAAACUUGCCCGGCCACAACAAAGAGCCUUGCUUUGUUCCCUGAGACUGUGGCUGGAGGUGAAGGCCAGGGGCUCAAGGAGGUGACUGGGAGGUGCAUCGACAAUGCUGAAAGUGUGGAUUUACCUCGAAUAUACUGCACUAUGGACGGGGAGUGGGUGGUCCCGGUUGGACAGUGCCAGUGUAAUCCCGGUUAUGAAGAAGUGGAAGAUUCUUGUGAAGAGUGUCAGCCAGGCUUCUUCAAAGCUGAGGGAACCAGUGGCAAGUGUGAGCCAUGUCCUGCCAACACCCAGAGCCACAACUCUGGUGCUACAUAUUGUCCGUGCAAGGAUGGCUUCUUUCGGGCUGUUACGGAUCCCAUCACUGGACCUUGUUCAGGCCUCCCUUCUGCCCCACGAGAUCUAAAAGCCACCACCAGCAGCCUUUCCCCAGGAAAGCUCCUUCUCUCCUGGCAGCCCCCUGAGGAUACCGGCGGUCGAACUGACAUCAACUACAGCGUCGAUUGCCAGCAUUGCGGGUGCAACGAGGGCUCUUCCUGCCAACCUUGUGGAAAGAAAAUUCGUUAUGACCCACCCAACAUGCUCCUGACUGAUACCAAGGUGUCAGUGAGCGAGCUGGACCCCUUCUGCAACUACACCUUCACUGUGGAGGUGCACAGUGGGGUGUCCAUGUUUGCCAAGCAGGCAAAAGCGAGCACAUUUAGGCCACCGUCCUCAGCCAAACUGCAUACAUCUCUUCACUACACAGAUCCACCCAAAAUUACUUCGAUGCGUCUGGUUGAACGAGAUACCACCAGUUUGUCUCUGUCCUGGGAUGUUUUCCCCCGUCCACGUGUCCAGUCCCAGCGUAUCCGCUACCAGCUUUCUUACCACAAAAAGGACAAUAAACCCGAUGUGCCUACGUUUGUUGUGCUGAACCUGGAGAAAAACUCUGUGCAGAUUGACAAUCUGUCCCCAGGCACGGCUUACCGGGUCAAGGUCCAGGCUCUGGGCUCUGAUGGUAGCCAAGGAGUUUCCAGCUUGGAGGAACAGUUUGAGACGUUGUCUGAAGGACAACUUAACAAGACCGCUGUUAUCAUUGCUGGAGUGGUUGCAGGAGGAGUCAUGGUUUUCAUACUGACAGUCAUCUAUUGCCUGCACAGACGGAAAAGAGAUACACACACUAGACAAGGACCAGAGGACACCUACUUUUCAAGCCCUGAACAAUUAAAACCCCUGAAGACGUAUGUGGAUCCACAUACCUAUGAGGACCCCAACGUCGCUGUACUCAAGUUUGCCACUGAAAUCCAUCCUAGCCACAUAACCAAACAGAAAGUCAUCGGAGCUGGCGAGUUUGGGGAAGUUUACAAAGGCAUCCUGAAAGCGCCUGGGAAGAAAGAAGUGGCGGUGGCUGUAAAGACCCUGAAGCCUGGCUACACAGAGAAGCAGAGACAGGAUUUUCUGAGCGAGGCCUCCAUCAUGGGACAGUUCUCCCACCAGAACAUCAUUCGUCUAGAGGGGGUGGUCACCAAAUUUAAACAUGCAAUGAUUGUGACCGAAUUUAUGGAGAAUGGAGCUCUGGAUAGAUACCUGAGAGACCAUGAUGGUGAGUUCUCAUCUCACCAGCUGGUGGGGAUGUUGCGUGGCAUCGCAGCAGGCAUGAAGUACCUUUCUGAAAUGAGCUAUGUUCACCGUGACCUGGCUGCGCGCAACAUCCUGGUCAACACAUCCCUGGAGUGUAAAGUUUCAGAUUUUGGCCUGUCCCGAGUUCUUGAGGACGAUCCUGAGGGGACCUACACCACCAGUGGAGGUAAAAUCCCCAUCCGCUGGACAGCACCCGAGGCAAUAGCCUACAGGAAGUUCACCUCUGCAAGUGAUGUGUGGAGUUUCGGCAUUGUCAUGUGGGAGGUCAUGGCAUUUGGGGAAAGACCUUAUUGGGAUAUGAGUAACCAUGAGGUGAUGAAGGCCAUAAACGAGGCUUUCAGGCUUCCAGCACCAAUGGACUGUCCAUCGGCCGUCUACCAGCUGAUGCUUCAGUGCUGGCUUCAGGAUCGCUCCAAGAGGCCGCGCUUCGGAGACAUCGUCAGUCUGCUGGACAAGCUCCUCCGCAGCCCAGACUCACUGAAGACCAUCGCAGACUUUGAUCCUCGCGUAUCCAUUCGGCUGCCCAGCACCAGCGGGUCAGAUGGCUCCCCCUUCAGGUCAGUGUCCGAGUGGCUAGAGUCCAUCAAGAUGAGCCAGUACAGCGAAAACUUCACGCGUGCCGGGGUAAUCACCAUGGACCAGGUCCUGCAGAUGAAGAACGAGGAUAUUAAGAACAUCGGGGUGAGAUUGCCCGGCCAUUUGAAAAGAAUAGCUUACAGCAUCUUGGGCUUAAAGGACCAGACCAGCACCCUGAGCGUGUUUGCUGUGUGAUCCUCCAAAUUAAAAGGGAUGUCAAAUUGGACACAGGAAGCCCUUUGAACUCCAAGCUGAGCGGGAGCGUCUCUGCAGGGAUGGCGUUGGAUCAGCCGAACCAAGAGAAAAUGUGCCAACUCUAUGGGCCAAAUCAGUCCGAGAGACUUACUGUAUGUUCUAGAUUUCUUCAUCUUUUCCACGGGGAAAUGGAGCACAUACCUAACAAAAGACUUUCGAUAUUUAGAUAGCUAUUUUUGUACUUUCUUACAGAGACAGCUACUUUCUAAUUCAAUGUCAAUUUUUUCUGCUCCUGCUUCAGCUUUAUAUUUGCACCCUGAGUUUGUUGCAAACAAACUGGGAGAACUUUUAUAAACAAGCAGCAGAGUCCAGUCAUGGUUCAGGAUGUGGUUGGUGUCUACGUCUCUGUAUCUGUCACUGAUUGGCUUUUUGCUCCAUCUGUUAUCAGGAAGCACAAAGAGGCUGUAAUGAGCUUGAGCUGGUCCAGGUUUAGAUAA